This is a messenger RNA of Caenorhabditis briggsae, 603 nucleotides long. It is a transcript of the gene Cbr-ubc-21, whose product is annotated as Protein CBR-UBC-21. Lineage: Eukaryota; Metazoa; Nematoda; Chromadorea; Rhabditida; Rhabditidae. The record is from RefSeq and is a predicted model, not a curated record. The transcript is spliced from 6 exons. Bases 1 to 603 code for a protein of 200 amino acids. Gene Ontology annotation, molecular function: protein binding.
AUGUCGAACAUAGCCAUGACACGGGUCACGCGCGAGUGCAAGGAAGUGGCUCAAGCAUCGGACAUCACCGAAGCCGGUAUUCAUGUGGAAAUGACCGAUAACAACAUUACGGACAUUAAGGGUCUCAUCAAAGGCCCUGACGACACUCCGUAUGCGGAUGGAAUGUUCGAGGUGCAUAUGUCGAUUCCGGACCAGUAUCCGUUUGAGCCACCAAAGGUGAAAUUCGUCACACGCGUCUGGCACCCAAACGUUAGCUCUCAAACUGGCGCAAUUUGUCUAGAUAUUCUCAAAGACAAAUGGGCUGCUAGUCUUACUCUGCGAACUGUGCUUCUCUCGAUUCAAGCGAUGAUGUGUGCUCCGGAGCCAUCGGAUCCGCAAGACGCUGUCGUGGCCAAGCAAUACAUCAGCAACUACCCAAUGUUUAAGGCUACUGCUACCUACUGGACAUCGGUCUUCGCGGACUCAAAGAGAGAGGUCGACAAGGACUUUCAGAAAAAGGUCAACCGUCUCGUUGAGAUGGGUAUUCGAGAGGGCGAAGCCAUCGGUGUUCUCAGCUGCAACAACUGGAAACUCGAAAAAGCCGUCCAGUACGCCUUCGGAUAA